Messenger RNA from Drosophila bipectinata, 1446 nucleotides. RefSeq lists its product as uncharacterized. Gene Ontology annotation, biological process: DNA integration. Lineage: Eukaryota; Metazoa; Arthropoda; Insecta; Diptera; Drosophilidae. The record is from RefSeq and is a predicted model, not a curated record. Gene Ontology annotation, molecular function: nucleic acid binding.
AUGUCGAUCCCGCGUCUGGAACUCCAAGCAGCGGUAUUGGGCACGAGAUUGAUGGACACCGUCAAGCAGGAGCACGGUGUGGCGAUCAGCAGCUGUGCGCUAUGGACGGACUCCAAGACUGUGUUGCACUGGAUAAGCAACACCCACCGGAGAUACAAACAGUUCGUCGGAAACCGGGUGGCGGAAAUUUUGGAAUCGACAGAGGCGUCCCAGUGGAGAUGGAUCCCGUCCGCCGAAAACGUGGCGGAUGAUGCGACAAGGCCGCGCAAGGCCGUGGACCUGAGCAUCGGUUCGCGAUGGCUAAACGGACCGCCGUUUUUACGAGGACCAGAGGAGAGCUGGCCGAGAUCGAGCGAGGACUGGAUUCCUCCGACGACCGACGACGAGGAAAUGAAAUGUGAGUUUGCCUUGGUCACGGUAAACUUUAUAUCCCUGCAGAGGUUCUCCAGCUAUAAUCGACUGGUGAGGACGACUGCGUGGGCGCUCAGAUUUGUUCGACGAUGCCGUGGAAUACGUCGCGAUGAAGAGGUCUACGGAUUGACCGCGAUGGAGUGCGCUGAAGCAGAACGCGCAUUGAUACGGCAGUCGCAGCGAGAAACGUUUGCUGAGGACAGCCAAGGAAACGUCGCCAAGGACAGCCGACUGCACGGACUGUCCCCAUACCUUGACGAGGACGGAGUAUUGAGAGCCAGUGGAUGGAUCGACGACGCGACGUGUGUGCCAUACAACGCACGUCGGCCGAUCAUACUGUCUCACGAGGAGGCGCUGGCAGAGAUGAUCGUGCAGCAACACCACGAAAAGAUGUGCCACCAAAACACGGAGGCGACGAUCGGAUCGAUCCGGAGCAAGUUCUGGAUAACGAACUUGCGGAGACUGCUAGGGAGGGUGGUGAGCAAAUGCAACGUUUGCAAGCUGCGGAAGGCACGACCCACACAGCCCGAGAUGGGCCCCCUGCCUGCGGAUCGGCUAGAGGCCAACGGAUGGCCAUUUAAGUCUGCUGGCCUGGACUACUUUGUGACAAUUGGACGUCGCACAGAGAAGAGGUGGGUGGCACUGUUUACGUGCCUGACCACGAGGGCUAUCCACUUGGAGAUGGCUCACGAUUUGUCCACCGACUCCUGCAUAAUCGCCAUGAGGAACUUCAUGAGCCGCCGUGGACCAGUGGUCAGGAUAAGGAGCGACAAUGGGAAGAACUUCGUUGGAGCCGACCGCGAGGACAAGAGGUUCAGCGAAGUAUUCGAGCCUGCACAGAUCCAAGGCGAGCUGUCGUCUAAGGGAGUCGAAUGGAUCUUCAACUGCCCGGCGAACCCAGCUGAAGGCGGUGCCUGGGAGAGGAUGGUGCAGUCCGUGAAGAAGGUGCUAGCGCACACAAUGAAGGAGCUCGCGCCCAAGGAGCAUGUACUGCAGAACCUGCUGAUUGAGGCGGAGAGCAUCGUAAACUCGUAA